GAAUGGCCAUCAUGCCGCUCGUUGUCGGCCAUUUUUACAAGUACAAGCUCCCUGAAACACAAAACACAACAAAAUCCCGUUAUUAUUGUAAACAUUAACGGAGUACACCGCUGCGGUGAAACGCAAACAGCAAUCAUGUCAGACUUUAUUGAGAGCGAGGCUGAGGAGUCAGAGGAGGAGUUUGAAGAGAAAGACCUCAAACCCCAAAAGACCCAGAGGUUUUUGGAGGAAGAUGAUGAAGAGGAAGAAGAGAACACAGAAGACCAGGAUGAGCGAGGAAAUUUACGUGGACUCAUUGAUGAUGGAGAGGAGGAAGGGGAAGAGGAGGCACGUCCAAAUGCAAGUGCAGCAGGGAGUGACUCAGAAGAAGAAGUUCGGCAUCGCCGAAAAAAGCGCAAUUUUGACGACCGCCUCGAUGAAGAUGAUCUAGACCUAAUUGAGGAAAACUUGGGUGUAAAAGUGAAACGGAGGAAAAAGAAAUACGACCGUGUAAAAACGCUUGAUGAUGAUGAAGACGAUGAUGAUGACCAGAAGGACCAGAUCGCAGAUGAGAUAUUUCAUGGUGAUACAGAGGGAGAGCUAGAGGAAGGCGAGGCUGUCGAUGAGCCUAUCCACCACGCAGAUGAUGAAGAAGAAGGAGAGGACGAGGAGUCAGAUAUAGACGAUUUUAUUGUUGAUGAUGAUGGCCAACCCAUCACCAAAAAGAGGGGCAAGAAAUUCUCAGGAUACACAGACGCAGCCCUCCAGGAGGCCCAAGAAAUAUUUGGUGGAGACUUUGACUUUGCUGACUUCGAUGCAGACAAUUACGACCAGGGGGAGGAAGAGGACCAGGAUGAAGAAGGUUGGGACCGACCCAAGAAGCAGACGAAGAGGAGGCAGGGGAGGAAGAGCAUCUUUGAGAUCUACGAGCCCAGUGAGCUGGAAAGUAGUCACAUGACUGACCAAGACAAUGAGAUCCGCUCUACAGAUAUGCCCGAAAGAUUUCAGUUACGAUCCAUCCCUGUUAAACCUGCUGAGGAUGAUGAGCUGGAAGAGGAAGCAGAGUGGAUCUUCAGACAUGGCUUCUCCACUCUUACUAUCUCCAUGCAGGAGAGCACAGAUUAUCUAGACAGGGGAACAACCACAAACUUCAGCAGGAAAGGCCCUAGCACAAUUGCUAAGAUUAAAGAGGCCCUCAACUUCAUGAGGAAUCAACAAUUUGAGGUCCCAUUCAUAGCUUUCUACAGGAAAGAAUAUGUGGAGCCUGAGCUAAACAUCAAUGACCUGUGGAAAGUGUGGCAGUGGGAUGAAAAGUGGACUCAACUGAAGACACGGAAGCAGAACCUGACCCGUCUGUUUCGAAAGAUGCAGUCUUACCAGUUCGAGCAGAUCUCAGCCGACCCUGACAAGCCUUUGGCUGACGGCAUCCGUCCUCUGGACACCCCUGACCUGGAGAGGCUAAAAGAUGUGCAGACUCUCGAAGAGCUGGGUGAUGUGUACAACCACUUUCUGCUUUACUACGGCCGAGACAUCCCCAAGAUGCAGAAUAUUGCCAAGCCGAGUAAGAAGAGGCUCAAGAAGAUCAAAGAAGUGACAGAGGAUGGUGAAGAAGAAGAAUUGGAGGUAGAGGUAGAAGAAGAAGAUCAGAAAGCACCUGACCUCAAGCUGGCGUCUCGUAGAGAUAUGUACACCAUCUGUCAGAGCGUGGGACUUGAUGGCCUGGCUAAAAAGUUUGGGUUAACUCCAGAGCAGUUUGGAGAAAAUUUGAGAGACAGUUACCAGCGUCACGAGACCGAGCAGUUCCCAGCUGAACCGGUAGAGCUCGCCAAAGAUUAUGUUUGCAGUCAGUUCAGCACUCCUGAGGCAGUGCUGGAGGGAACCAGGUACAUGGUGGCCAUGCAGAUUGCGCGUGAACCGCUGGUCCGACAUGUUCUCCGACAGACCUUUCAGGAGAGGGCCAAGAUCAACAUCAAGCCGACAAAGAAGGGCAAAAAGGAGGUAGACGAGGCUCAUUUUGCCUACUCCUUCAAGUAUCUUAAGAACAAGGCCGUAAAAGAGCUGAAUGGGGAUCAGUUCUUGAAGAUGUGCCUGGCAGUGGAGGAGGGGCUGCUUUCCAUUGACAUCUGUAUCGACCUUAUCGGGGUCAAAGGGUAUGCUGGGGACCAGACAUACUUUGAUGAGAUCAAACAGUUCUACUACAGGGAUGAGUUCAGUCACCAGGUGCAGGAAUGGAACAGGCAGCGUACUCUAGCCAUAGAGAGAGCGCUCACCCAGUUCCUCUACCCCCAGAUGGCCAAGGAGCUCAAGAGCAAACUGAUCACUGAGGCCAAAGAGAGCAUCGUCAGGGCCUGCUGCCGUCGGUUGUACAACUGGCUCAAGGUGUCUCCUUACCGACCAGACCAGCAGGUUGAGGAAGACGAUGAUCUGAUGGAUGAGAGUCAGGGCAAAGGCAUCCGGGUGCUGGGUGUAGCCUACGCGCCCAGCAGAGAUACACCAGUUUUCUGUGCUCUGAUCAAUGGGGAAGGGGAGGUGGUCGACUUCUUGCGUCUGCCCUACUUCAUGAAGAGGAGGAAUGCCUUUAAGGAGGAUGACAGAGAGAAGAAGGCCUUUGACAUCGAAACUCUCAAGAAGUUUCUGUCCGGCAAGAAACCUCAUGUGGUAGCUGUUGCUGGGGAAAACCGAGAUGCUCAGAUGAUGAUGGAGGACAUCAAGAGGGCGAUCAGCGAGCUGGAGCAGGAGUCCUCUGUGCCGGCUGUUGGUGUGGAACUUGUUGACAAUGAGUUGGCGACACUGUACAUGAACAGCAAGAGAUCUGAGGUUGAUUUUAGGGAUUACCCUCCCUUACUGCGACAGGCUGUGUCGAUAGCCAGGAAGAUCCAGGAUCCCCUGAUUGAGUAUUCUCAGGUGUGCAGCUCUGAUGAAGACAUUCUCUGCCUCAAACUUCACCCACUGCAGGAACAUGUGGUGAAGGAAGAUCUGCUCUGUGCUCUUUACUGUGAAUUCAUCAACCGGGUAAAUGAGGUUGGAGUGGAUGUGAACAAGUCCAUUGCCCAUCCUCACACGCAGAGCCUCGUCCAGUUUGUCUGUGGACUGGGGCCAAGAAAGGGCUCCCAACUGCUCAAGAUUCUGAAGCAGAAUAACACUCGACUUGAAAACAGAACUCAGCUGGUCACAAUGUGUCACAUGGGCCCCAAAGUUUUUAUCAACUGUGCCGGUUUCAUCAAGAUCGACACAGCAUCGCUUGGGGACAGUACUGACUCGUACAUUGAGGUUCUGGAUGGAUCUCGUGUCCACCCUGAGACGUACGAGUGGGCUCGCAAGAUGGCUGUGGACGCUCUGGAGUACGAUGAGUCGGCAGAAGACGCCAACCCAGCCGGAGCUCUGGAGGAGAUCUUGGAAAAUCCAGAACGUCUCAAAGAUCUGGACUUGGAUGCCUUUGCUGAAGAGCUUGAGAGACAGGGUUACGGCAACAAGGGGAUCACUCUGUAUGAUAUCCGAGCAGAGCUGAGCUGCAGAUACAAAGACCUGAGGGUCGCCUACAGAGUCCCCAACACUGAGGAGGUCUUCAACCUGCUCACCAAGGAGACUCCUGAGACCUUUUAUAUUGGUAAGCUGAUCACCAGUAUAGUAACUGGUAUUGCUCACCGGCGGCCUCAGGGAGAGAGCUAUGACCAGGCCAUCCGUAAUGAUUCUACGGGCCUGUGGCAGUGUCCCUUCUGCCAGCAGGACAACUUCCCUGAACUCAGUGAGGUGUGGAAUCACUUUGACAGCGGCUCAUGUCCAGGUCAGGCCAUUGGGGUGCGGUGCAGAUUAGAUAAUGGCGUCCAUGGAUUCAUUCCCACCAAGUUUCUCAGUGACAAAGUGGUCAAACACCCUGAGGAGAGGGUCAAGGUGGGCAUGACAGUUCACGUUCGCAUCAUGAAAAUCGACAUUGAAAAGUUCAGCGUCGACCUCACAUGCCGCACCUCAGAUUUGAUGGACAAGGCUAAUGAGUGGAAGCUCCCCAAAGACAGCUACUAUGACUUUGACACGGAGUCCGAAGACCAAAAGCAUGAGGAGGAGCUCAAGAAGAAACAACAGCGAACACCAUACAUCAAGCGUGUGAUUGCCCACCCCAACUUCCACAAUAUUAGUUUCAACCAGGCAGAGAAGAUGAUGGAGACCCUGGACCAGGGGGACUUGAUCAUCAGACCCAGCAGCAAGGGAGAGAACCACCUCACAGUCACCUGGAAGGUGGCCGAAGGCAUCUACCAACAUGUGGAUGUGAGAGAAGAAGGCAAAGAGAACGCGUUCAGCUUGGGGCACACUCUCUGGAUCAAUACUGACGAGUUUGAAGAUCUGGAUGAAAUCACUGCUCGGUACAUUCAGCCGAUGGCGUCAUUUGCCAGGGAUCUACUGGGGCAUAAGUACUUCCAGGACGGCCUCUGGGGGAAAAAGGAGAAAAUGGAGGAGUUAUUGGUCAAGACAAAGAGGGAGAAGCCUACUUUCAUCCCCUACUUUCUUUCGGCGUGUAAAGAUAUGCCAGGGAAAUUCAUACUGGGCUACCAGCCUCGCGGAAAACCACGGGUCGAGUAUGUGACCAUCACCCCGGACGGCUUCCGCUAUCGUUCACAAGUAUUCCCGACAGUGAAUGGACUAUUCCGUUGGUUUAAGGACCAUUACCAAGAGCCUGUGCCAGGCGUCACUCCCAGCAACAGCAGCCGAACAAGGACUCCCGCGUCCCUGAACGCCACCCCAGCCAAUAUCAACAUGGCAGACUUGACGCGAGCUGUCAACGCCCUCCCACGCAACAUGACCUCUCAGAUGUUCAGUGCCAUCGCCUCAGUCACAGGCCAGGGCCAGAACCCCAACACCACCCCCGCACAGUGGGGCUCCAGCCAGUAUGGCUACGGUGGCAGCACAGGAGGACAAGGGGGAGGAGGGGGGGGGAGCUCCUCUGCUUAUCAUGUAUUUUCCACGCCUCAGCAGCCCAUUGCGACUCCCUUGAUGACGCCCAGCUACUCUUACACCACGCCGAGCCAGCAGGCGCUGGGCACGCCGCAGUACAGCAGCUCCACCCCGCAGUCCUCACACUCUCACUCGCACGGCCCUCCACACGGCGGCAGCAGCCAUGGGUCACACCACAGCCAUCCCGACCACAGCGGUCACCACAGCCACUCAUCCGGUACUCCGACAUCCUCGACCUCAUCCAGAGGAAGGACACCGCAGCAGCAGACGCAGACUCAGCCGCAGACGCAGCAGCAGCAGCCGCCGGUGGCGCCAAAGGCCAGCGGCAGCAACGCCUCCGCAGUGGACUGGGGCAAGAUGGCCGAGCAGUGGCUGAAGGAAAAAGAAGCAGAGGGGCGGAAGAAAACCCAGAGGAUGACGCCGCGGCCGUCGCCCAGCCCGAUGAUCGAGAGCACGCCCAUGUCCAUCGCCGGAGACGCCACGCCCCUCCUGGACGAGAUGGACCGAUAGGACACGGAGGGGGGAUUCGCUACACCCCCCCGCCCCCCAACUCAAACAUCCGUUGUGCUGCUUCUUCAUCUGGAUAGCCCUCCACCU
This is a messenger RNA of Pseudoliparis swirei, 5523 nucleotides long. RefSeq names its product SPT6 homolog, histone chaperone and transcription elongation factor (gene supt6h). Bases 136 to 5436 code for a protein of 1766 amino acids. NCBI's taxonomy places the organism in Eukaryota, Metazoa, Chordata, Actinopteri, Perciformes, Liparidae. Gene Ontology annotation, molecular function: DNA binding; histone binding; nucleosome binding. The transcript has 37 exons. The record is from RefSeq and is a predicted model, not a curated record. Gene Ontology annotation, biological process: transcription elongation by RNA polymerase II; positive regulation of transcription elongation by RNA polymerase II; nucleosome organization. Gene Ontology annotation, cellular component: transcription elongation factor complex.